CCUGGCAGUUUGUUGAACGGCUGCAACGAGAGAGAGUGUGUGUGUAAGUGUGAGUGUGUGUGUGUGUGACACAGACACGGGGGACGGGUUUGUCCGGUCAAACACACACACACACACACACAGACAGACUGUCAUUUCUCCACAGUUGUACUCAGAUUGAGAGAGGAAAUUAAGGAAAUACCGAAGAAGAAGAAGAAGGAGGAGAAGAAGGAGAAGAAGAAGGUCGCGACCGUUGGCGCUAACUGAAACUUUGAGAGAUGGAAAAUUCGUCCAGCAACAACCGGUUUCGGUCCACGAUGUUCAACCACGACUAUGAGUGACGCGUAGCUCGUCAAUGCUGAUGAUCAGUACCCCGGGGGCGCAGAGUGGCUCGAUGGGGCUGAAGGACGCUGUGUCCUGUGAUGGAGGUGUAUAAAUGCUGGGACUCGUGGUCUCCGCUCCCUGCUGCCUGCUGGAGUGGGCAUGAAGAGGAGUUUACGCAGAGGCAAGAAAAAGAGGCUUUACACUCUGAUAAAAGGAACCACAGAGUGCACUGUAGCCCCAGUUGCAAUGGAGGACAGUGACCAUGAGGUUCACUCUUCAUCAGAUGAGCAGGACUCCUGCCCUCCCCCCACUAAUAACAGCACGGUCCAUGAUGCUGAACAGCAUUCAAGCCAAUCAGACGACUCAGAGGUGGAGAACAUUAUGCAAGACCCUCACCACCAUGGAGGGCAUGACCACCACCAUGACCACACGCCGCACCAUCAUAGCCAUGAGCCUCAUGAUGCAGACAGGGAAGCUGAGGGCGAAGACCGCCCCCACACCCCUUCUUAUCUGCGCCCCCCUGUGGCGGGCAGGGCGCAGUCGGAUUCAGGUUCAGACCCCAGUUUGCCGCAGAGCAGAAGUGUGGAGUUUGACUUGUCGUUCCCCGUCAGUCCCUCCAGGCCCAGAAGCCCCUGGGGUCGAUUUGACCCUUACGACAAUAGUGAGGACCAGGACAAGGAGUAUGUAGGUUUUGCAACGCUGCCAAACCAAGUGCACCGCAAGUCAGUCAAGAAGGGAUUUGACUUCACCCUCAUGGUGGCAGGGGAGUCUGGCCUGGGAAAGUCCACCCUGGUCAACAGUCUCUUUCUCACAGAUCUUUACAAAGAUAGGAAGCUGCUCAAUGCUGAAGAGCGAAUCACGCAAACAGUAGAAAUCACCAAGCACACAGUGGAUAUAGAAGAGAAAGGUGUCAAACUGAAGCUCACUAUUGUGGACACCCCUGGCUUCGGGGAUGCUGUAAACAACACUGAAUGCUGGAAGUCAGUGGCCGACUACAUCGACCAGCAGUUUGAGCAGUAUUUCAGGGACGAGAGCGGCCUCAACCGCAAGAACAUCCAGGACAACCGUGUGCACUGCUGCCUCUAUUUCAUCUCACCCUUCGGUCACGGCCUUCGGCCUCUGGAUGUUGAAUUUAUGAAAGCUUUGCAUGAGAAGGUCAACAUCGUCCCCAUCUUGGCCAAAGCAGACACACUCACCCCAAGUGAGGUCAAGAAAAAGAAAAUCAAGAUCAGAGAGGAGAUUGAUCAGUAUGGUAUCAAGAUAUACCAGUUCCCUGACUGUGACUCUGACGAGGACGAAGACUUUAAGCAGCAGGACCACGAGCUGAAGGAAAGCAUUCCUUUUGCAGUAAUUGGCAGCAACACAGUGGUGGAGGCCAAAGGGAAGAGGGUGCGAGGCCGUCUGUACCCCUGGGGCAUCGUAGAAGUGGAGAACUCGGCACACUGUGACUUUGUGAAACUGAGGAACAUGCUUGUUCGCACGCACAUGCAAGAUCUGAAGGACGUGACCCGGGAGACCCACUAUGAGAACUACAGAGCCCAGUGCAUCCAGAGCAUGACCCGCAUGGUUGUGAAGGAACGCAACCGCAAUAAACUGACCAGGGAGAGCGGCACAGACUUCCCCAUCCCCAUGGUGCCUGACGUGACGGACAGCGAGACAGAAAAACUCAUCCGAGAGAAAGACGAGGAGCUGCGGCGGAUGCAGGAGAUGCUGCAGAGGAUCCAGGAUCAAAUGCACACUCAAAAAGACGCCUAUUAACACAAGGACACCGGUCACGCUGUGUACAUGUCUCUCUCUUACUCACUGGGGUGAAAAAAAAAACAACAACAAAAAAAAACACCCAGGAAAACUUUUAUUCCUCUCUUGAACAUUGACAUCCCUACAUGUCCAAACAGCCGCCACUCAGCCUCAUCAACAGCACAUCACACAUGGACCAGGGACCUGGCGAGGAGGUGGUAAGACGUUCUGACAUUAGCAGCUUAUAUCCUCUCCAGAAUCACUGCUGCAACACACUCGACCCUCCACUCUGCUGUUUUCUGUUUUGUCAAAAGUAUAAAAGAGAAAAAAAAAAAAAAAUUAAAAAAAAAGCAGACUUGUUUGUUUGUUUGAAUGAAUCGGCCUCUAGUUUGAGGGUCUGUGUAGUAAACUAGUGGAAUAGCAGCAUUUUUCAACUUUAUUUAGCCACAUGAUCACAGUGUUGUUGUUUAUGUUUUAAGGUCUGAUACUGUAUGAGGUUUACAUCUAAGUACUGGUGACCUGCUCAGAUUUUUUGAAGCACAUUUUUCUGGUGCAAGUGUUUAUUUUUUUCUCUAUAGGUCAACAUGCAUAUAUAUACAUAUAUAUAUAUAUAUAUACUGUAAUAAUUUAAUUUUCUAUAUUACACUCAAACAUUUUUUCUACAGAUUUAUCAUCCUUUUAUGUGUUCCUGGUUUUAUUUAACUACACUCUACAUGUAGUUCACUGCUUGACAUCAUGUAUGAAUGACUGUAUAUUUUCUUUAGUGUUCAGCUGGUGUGGUUUAAUCUUUAUGCAAUGAUCGUUUAGGUUGAUUUAAAUUUGAAGUUUUAUGUGUCUGCAUGUUUAUCAUAACUGCCACCUUGUCGUGCACCCUCCGAUGCCUCACAGCAUGGAUGUUAGUGGUGCUGCUUGGCCAGUCUGAACUCACAAAAGAAACCACUGCUUAUUGAUCGCCAUAUCAAGAUUUAAUACCACCUAAUUUUUUUUAUUUUUUGUUUUUGUCAUGAUAGAAAAAUCCAUUAUUAUUUCCCCAAAGCAGAGUUGUUUUAAAGUCUGAGUGAGAUCAUCUCAUGACCGAACCAUCAACACAUGUCACAUGUAAGAGCUGAUGAUAGUUGUUCGAGAUGAUUAUGAUUUUGUUAAGACAAGACCCUUAUUUAGCAUGAGGUCAGUGUCAUAGUGAAGGGUUGCAUCAGAGGCCAUGCUGUGUUUUUAUGUUUGCAUGUGUUGUGAAGGUUACUCAGAUUGCUGAUCAUUUUAUUGAUCAUAAAGUUAUUUAUGGGCAAUGAAAAUAUGUAGCUACUUAACUGUUGGGGAAUAUAUAUAUAUGGAGAAAAGGUGGAUUUUUAUUUUUAUUUUUAUGUUGGUCGGUCAUAAUUUUGUCCUCAAUUCAAGGGAACUCAUAUGUUGGAUGUGUGCUAACUUUAACAUUUUGUUUUCUUAUAACCAAAGCCAACAAUGACAAACUUAAUUUGUCCUAAAUGUUGGAUUUUCCUUGUGGAAGAUGGAGAGGAAUAAAUGAUCUAAGCCAAGAGUAAUGAUCAAAAUUAUUGGAUAAACUUUCUCUUGCUAAUAGUUUCUGUACAACUCUGCCAUGUUGUGUGAUCUUUUGUUAAAAUUACAUUCCUCAAGUGUUUGUCCCAGAGUCAGGUAUUGCCUUUGUUUCUUAAUUUGUUUGUUUUAUAUUAAAUUUGUCUUUUGUUAUUCUACUUUUUGGAGUAUAUUUAUGUAAUAAAUUUAUAAAUGAAAUGUGGACGGAGGGGACAAUAUGUACAAAUUCUAAUAUUGUAAUAAAAAUAUGAAUAUUUCA
Messenger RNA from Thunnus maccoyii (southern bluefin tuna), 3850 nucleotides. It is a transcript of the gene septin4b, whose product is annotated as septin 4b. Gene Ontology annotation, molecular function: GTPase activity; GTP binding; molecular adaptor activity. Lineage: Eukaryota; Metazoa; Chordata; Actinopteri; Scombriformes; Scombridae. Gene Ontology annotation, biological process: cytoskeleton-dependent cytokinesis; regulation of exocytosis. The record is from RefSeq and is a predicted model, not a curated record. The transcript is spliced from 15 exons. Bases 463 to 2061 code for a protein of 532 amino acids. Gene Ontology annotation, cellular component: septin ring; synaptic vesicle; cell division site.